AUGAAUAUGCGAGUGUGGUUGGUGACAGCUGUCCUGAUGAUAUCGAUGAACGUGUCCAGUGGUAACAGCCACCCGCAAAAUAACCAAGGGAAAAAACAUAAAAAGAAAAGCAAGAAACACCGCAAAAGAACAAGCGAGGACAUUCCUGGCUUGGAUAUUGGGUCCCAGAUCUCCAACUCUGAUGAGCUGUGUCACAUCCUCACCAUUCACAGAUCUACAACCCCACCAAAGACUCCAGCCACCCCGCCGCUCAACCUGUCUCAAAGCCCCCCCGAUCUCGAGCCCCCCGCUCCGAGCCCACACUCCGUGCCUAUAUCCAUACCCAUAACAGUGCUUCCUUCACCUAGCGUAGUAUCAUCUCCAGAGUCACUUUCCACUCACAUUGCACCUUCACUGGGUUUACCUCCCGUGCUCUCCUCAACCCCUCCCACUCCGCUGGCCACAUCCAAUCAGACCACACCCCCGCAUACACUGAGCCCACCGCCGCCCGACUUCACCCCUCCUCCAGCCGAACUGCUCGGGUCAGAUGACGAGGAACAGGAAAAUCCGGCCGAUUACUGCAAAGGUGGAUAUUACCCUGUGAAGAUUGGAGAUCUGUUUAAUGGCAGGUACCAUGUUGUAAGGAAGCUUGGGUGGGGUCACUUCUCCACGGUGUGGCUGUGCUGGGAUCUGCAGAGGAAACGCUUUGUGGCUCUGAAAGUGGUUAAAAGUGCCCAGCACUAUACUGAGACAGCCCUGGAUGAGAUUAAGCUGCUGAGAUGUGUACGAGACAGUGAUCCUACAGACCCCAAACGGGAGACAAUAGUCCAGCUUAUCGACGAUUUCAAGAUAUCUGGUGUCAACGGUGUCCAUGUUUGCAUGGUACUGGAGGUGCUUGGACAUCAGCUGCUAAAAUGGAUCAUAAAGUCCAAUUACAUGGGCCUCCCUCUGGUCUGUGUGAAGAGUAUUCUGCGACAGGUUCUCCAAGGCCUGGAUUACUUGCACACGAAAUGCAAGAUCAUCCACACAGACAUAAAGCCGGAGAACAUCCUGCUGGAGGUGAAUGAGGUGUACGUGCGCAGGCUGGCGGCCGAGGCCACGCUGUGGCAGCGGGCGGGGGCACCGCCCCCCUCAGGCUCCUCUGUUAGCACCGCCCCAAGGGACAAACAGACGGGCAAGCUGUCCAAAAACAAAAAGAAGAAGAUGAAACGCAAGGCCAAGCGGCAGCAGCGGCUGCUGGAAGAGAGACUGCACGACCUGCAGAGGAUGGAGGAGCUGGACGGCCUGUCCUCCCCCGACGCCACCGCACACACACGACCGCUCUGGAAACUCUCCGAAGACGGCCGAGAAGACGCUGUAAUGAAUGGGAAUUGCAACUGCUCCGCAGGAGGUCCUAAAGACAGCCCAGAGUCGGGCUCCUCGUGGCCGGAGGAGAGCUGUAACGGUCACGGGCCCAUGCGUUUCUCCAGCCCUGGAUCGGGCCUGUCCGGCAUGUCUGGCUCCAUCCUGUCUGCUACCUCUGAGUCAGCCCUGUCCACACUGUCAGGCUACUCCACGGGUGGAGACAGCCAGCGUUCCCUCUUCUCCCCUAACGCGUACAGCGCGGCAGAUUUCCUCGUGAAUCCGCUAGAGGCUCAGAAUGCCGAUAAGAUCCGAAUUAAGAUAGCGGACCUGGGCAACGCAUGCUGGGUGCACAAACACUUCACAGAGGACAUUCAGACCCGUCAGUACCGCGCGCUGGAGGUGUUGAUAGGGGCAGAGUACGGCCCUCCUGCAGAUAUUUGGAGUACAGCAUGUAUGGCAUUUGAGUUGGCCACAGGGGAUUACCUGUUUGAACCCCACUCAGGAGAGGACUACACACGAGACGAAGAUCACAUUGCUCAUAUCAUUGAGCUGCUGGGUCCCAUUCCUCCUCAUUUUGCCCUCUCUGGGAGGUAUUCACGCGAGUACUUCAACAGACGAGGGGAGCUGCGACAUAUCUCCAACCUGAAACCCUGGGGUCUGUUUGAGGUUUUACUGGAGAAGUAUGAGUGGCCCCUGGAGCAGGCGGCCCAGUUCAGUGACUUCCUCCUCACCAUGUUGGAGUUCAUCCCAGAGAAAAGAGCCACUGCAGCUCAGUGUCUGGAGCAUCCCUGGUUCAAUUCCUAA
Chanos chanos (milkfish) is the source of this 2127-nucleotide messenger RNA. It is a transcript of the gene srpk3, whose product is annotated as SRSF protein kinase 3. Gene Ontology annotation, molecular function: protein serine/threonine kinase activity; ATP binding. Gene Ontology annotation, biological process: regulation of mRNA processing; peptidyl-serine phosphorylation; intracellular signal transduction. The record is from RefSeq and is a predicted model, not a curated record. Gene Ontology annotation, cellular component: cytoplasm; nucleus. Bases 1 to 2127 code for a protein of 708 amino acids. The transcript has 17 exons. NCBI's taxonomy places the organism in Eukaryota, Metazoa, Chordata, Actinopteri, Gonorynchiformes, Chanidae.